UUCAAGAAGGAAAGGGUUUAUCCUUGACCAAGAAACUUUAUUUCUUCAAUGUUCUUCCUCUUCACCGCGUGCUCCAAUUCAAGCCCUUCCAAUGUGAGGUGGUAGAAAUUCAAAGAAUACGAAGCUCUGUGAAUGUGAUUGGUUGGGUUGGAAUGGAAGCGCGUUUGGGACAGAGAGCCCUCAACACUGAUAGUGGCGCCGCCAAGUGUUUUUCCAUGGCGCAGAAUAGAGAGCAACUCGGAACGCUGCAUCAGCUUCUGGCUGGUGGCAUCGCUGGUGCCUUUAGCAAAACCUGCACCGCCCCCCUUGCGCGCCUCACUAUUCUUUUUCAGGUGCAAGGUAUGCAUUCUGAUGUGGCAGCAUUGAGCAAGCCAAGCAUAUGGCGUGAGGCGUCACGUAUUGUCAGUGAAGAAGGGUUAAGAGCAUUUUGGAAAGGCAAUAUGGUGACCAUUGCUCAUCGUCUCCCAUAUUCUGCUGUCAACUUCUAUGCCUAUGAACGCUACAAGAAUGUGUUAUCUUCUUUGAUGGCGGAGAAUCUUAGUGGAAAUUCAAGUGCAAACCCCUUGGUGCACUUUGUGGGUGGUGGCUUGGCAGGUAUUACAGCUGCUUCUGCCACAUAUCCUUUGGAUCUUGUAAGAACACGACUUGCAGCGCAGAGAAGUUUAAUGUACUACAGGGGCAUCUCACAUGCUUUCAGUACAAUCUGCAAAGAAGAAGGUUUUUUGGGUCUGUAUAAGGGACUUGGAGCGACAUUGUUGGGUGUUGGACCCUGUAUAGCUAUAAGUUUUUCUGCUUAUGAGUUGCUACGUUCUUUAUGGCACUCACAAAGGCCUGAUGAUUCUACUGCCGUGGUUGGUCUUGCCUGUGGCAGUCUUUCAGGAAUUGCAUCAUCAACAGCAACAUUUCCUUUGGAUCUUGUAAGGCGUAGGAUGCAGUUAGAAGGUGCUGGUGGCCGAGCUCGUGUCUAUAACACUGGCUUGUUUGGGGCAUUUGGGCACAUAAUUCAAAAUGAAGGGGUACGAGGUUUGUACAGAGGCAUUCUGCCCGAGUACUACAAGGUUGUUCCCGGAGUGGGCAUUGCCUUUAUGACUUAUGAAACAUUGAAGAUGCUACUAUCAGGCAGUCCAAGUUAUUAGCAUACUCAAUUGCCAAAUCUGUGCCAUUUACUACAAUGCUCUUGGGUUAAGUUUACUAAAGAUUACAAUUUCAGGGGAAUUUGAUCUCCUAGAAAAUGGUAUGCUAGAAAAUAUCAUGGGUAACAUUUUCUAGGAAGUUUUGUUGAGAGUUUUGCUGUUAUUGCCAGGAUUUUUUCUCUGUAUAGGCAGUUGUAAUCUUAGAGAAGGCAACUAUACCCAUUUUGAAUUUUAGGUUGAAACCAUUUUUGUU
This is a messenger RNA of Abrus precatorius (Indian licorice), 1386 nucleotides long. Its product is annotated as mitochondrial substrate carrier family protein B. The transcript is spliced from 7 exons. Gene Ontology annotation, biological process: transmembrane transport. NCBI's taxonomy places the organism in Eukaryota, Viridiplantae, Streptophyta, Magnoliopsida, Fabales, Fabaceae. The coding region runs from base 153 to 1136 and encodes 327 amino acids. The record is from RefSeq and is a predicted model, not a curated record.